Aureobasidium melanogenum CBS 110374 is the source of this 1278-nucleotide messenger RNA. RefSeq lists its product as uncharacterized. The coding region runs from base 1 to 1278 and encodes 425 amino acids. The transcript has a single exon. Gene Ontology annotation, molecular function: amino acid transmembrane transporter activity. The record is from RefSeq and is a predicted model, not a curated record. Lineage: Eukaryota; Fungi; Ascomycota; Dothideomycetes; Dothideales; Saccotheciaceae. Gene Ontology annotation, biological process: amino acid transmembrane transport. Gene Ontology annotation, cellular component: vacuolar membrane.
AUGGUAAAUCCUUUCGAGAACGAUGCCAACGGCGAGACCGAGUACAGGACAUUAACAUGGCUCAAUGCCGGCUUCCUCCUUGUCGCUGAGACAAUCUCUUUGGGUAUUCUCUCUCUACCUGCUGUCGUUGCCAGCAUGGGCUUUGUCCCUGGUUGCAUCCUCAUUGUCUUCUUCGGUCUCCUCACCACUUACACUGGAUAUGUCACCUACCAAGUCAAGAUCGCUUUCCCCGGAAUUCACAAUUUUGCGGACGCUGGUCUCUUCUUCUUUGGAAGAUGGUUCAAAGAGGUUUCUGAAGCCGCCCAGAUCAUCCUCCUGGUCUUCAUCAUGUCCGCUCACAUCUUGACCUUCUCCAUCAUGUUGAACGUCCUUACCAACCACGGAACUUGCACCAUUGUUUUCACUGUUAUUGGCAUGGUUGUGUCCAUGAUCCUCUGCAUUCCGAGAACCAUGAAGAACGUCGCUCUCAUGUCUAUUGCCUCUUGCUUGUCCAUCGCGACUGCCAUUUUCAUUGCUAUGAUUGGCAUCGGUGUCGAUCCUCCUGCUGGCGCCCACGCUUACGCCGUCACUCCUUCGAGCAUGACUUCUUUCCGCACUGGUGUUGUGGCCGUCGCCAACAUCCUGGUUUCGUUCUGCUCCAACAUCGCCUACUUCGGUUUCAUUUCUGAAAUGAAAAACCCCAGAGAUUUCCCCAAGGCGUUGGGCAUGCUGCAGACUUGCACUUGCUCUCUUUACCUCGUCGUCGCUGUUGUCAUCUACCGCUUCGCGGGUACAGACGUGAAGUCUCCCGCCAUUGGCUCUGCUAGCCCCAUCGUUCGCAAGGUCGCCUACGGAAUCGCCAUUCCCACCAUCGUCGUCGCCGGGGUCAUCUACGCUCACGUCGCUACCAAGAACGUCUACGUUCGCAUCUGGCGCAAGACCAACGUCAUGAACGAGAAGAGCUUCCGCUCGCUCGGCAGCUGGUAUGGACUCACCAUCUUGCUCUGGGUCAUUGCCUGGGUCAUCGCAAACGCCAUCCCCGUUUUCAGUCAGCUUCUCGGUCUUCUCGGCUCUCUCUUCUGCACUUGGUUCUCCAUGAUCUUGCCCGCUGCUUGGUGGCUCAUGAUGAACAAGAGACAACUUACUGCAAACUGGAAGAAGAUCACGCUUACCAUUCUCAACAUCGCCAUUGCCCUUAUCGGUCUUGCCCUUUGCGGCUUGGGUGUUUGGGGCAGUGUUGUUGACAUCUCAAACAACUCUGGCAGUGCCAGCGCUUUCUCCUGUGAGGACAACUCAUAG